Williopsis jadinii is the source of this 2869-nucleotide messenger RNA. RefSeq lists its product as uncharacterized. The record is from RefSeq and is a predicted model, not a curated record. The coding region runs from base 226 to 2673 and encodes 815 amino acids. The transcript has a single exon. Lineage: Eukaryota; Fungi; Ascomycota; Saccharomycetes; Phaffomycetales; Wickerhamomycetaceae.
GCUCAACUCAGCUUAAAUAAUAUCCCUGGAAAUUGAGUCAUCAAAUCGCCAUAAAGUUUCCUGUGCACCAAUAUUCCAACUAUGAACUUCUUCAAAGAAAGUAUUGUACAUUUCCUUGGUCUACUUAAGAAGCCCAAAUAUCCUGUUUUGAGAAAUUUUGGACUGGAUUCACUUCAUUCUUCAAAGCUUCAUAUCCAACACUCGCUUUAUUAACAAACUUUCACGAUGAGGUUCGAAGGGUUGAUUCUAGCAUUAUUCUUUUGGGUAAACUAUGCCUCUACUGAUAUUGCAGACUGGUUUAAACCAUCCACGAUUGACUUAAAGACAGUUUCUACUGAUCUGUAUGCUGACACCACCAUUUCUCAGCUCUGUAAGUAUGCAUCAAAUGUUGCAACUCUCAGAGAAAAGGAAUACUCGUACUUGUACACGGUUGAUGGUGAAACUGUCACGUCAGAAAUCUUGUUUGUGCCUGUCAAAUACAGAAAGUUCUCUAUUUCUUGGUACUUCAAGUUUACUGAAAGUCCACAUGCUACAGGAUUCAAGGUUGCAGCUAACGGAGAUGACAUUGAGAAUGUCUCUGGUGUUGUCAACUUAAAAAAUGGUGAAGCUAUCAUCACUUACGAUGUCAUUUUCCCAUUGCUUUCUUUCGUUGACUCCGUUAUUGAUUAUUGUGUAAAUGAGUUUGUGUCUUGGACGUGGGAAGUCUUCAACCCAGCUACUGGCGGUGAUGAAAUUCUAACUUUUUACACUGGCAAUCUUGGGGCCACCAAAGAGCAACUCUUAAAACAAUUCACAUGCUCCAUUGUUAACUUCCUAGACUGCCCAAUCUAUUCUGCUGGUCUACGUUAUGACUGUCAAGGACUUGCAAACUUCCAAACCUGCUCCCAAGUUGCGACGCUGACUGGACCACCGUCUUCGUCUUCUGAGAUAAUAUCUUCAGAAUCUUCGGUAGCUUCGAGUGAAGAAGACUCAUCAACAGAACAAUCCUCCACAACGCUAUCUGAAGAUGUGUCAGAGUCGUCUACUUCAGUGACGGAGACUUCAAGUGAAGGUUCAAGUGACUCCUCAAGCGACUCCUCAAUUGACUCUUCUAGCGACUCCUCAAGUGAAGCUUCGACCCAAUCUUCAGAUGACACAUCCACUGUUCCAUCCAGUGAAGUCUUGAGUACCUCCUCUUCUGCUGAUGUUUCCUCAACAGUAUCAUCCACAACAACAAGCACUGCCACUGACGCAUACAUCACCGGUUACUAUGUUGACGGGCAACCUCAUUGGGAUCUUCAUAUACCAGGGUCAAUAGGACCAUGGACCUCCAUUGAAAUUACUGGAACUAAUGGUGAUUCUGACUAUAGAUUUGUAUCUGGAGAGUUCUUAGUUGAUGGGAAAGAUGCUGGAGGGUCUGUUACCCUCACAGAUGCAUCUUAUGAUGCACUCUAUGAAGAACCUAUUGAUGAGACUUCCGAGCUUAUUUUCUCUUUAUCAGCACAGGCCACUGGUCCAGCACCAUAUAUAUAUGAUGCACAUAUUACUAUCACCACCCCUGAUGAAAGAAGAGUUCGUAUUUUGAAGAGAGCUGUGAUUGAUUAUGACUUUUCUAAUACUUUGGUCUCAGAUGCUUCAUACACGACAGAUUCUGAUAUCUCAUCAGAUACACUCUCCGACUCAGUCACAUCAACUUCUGAAGAGUCUUCAACUUUGAGCACUUCAGUUAGUUCUGAUUCUUCUAGUGUAUUGUCCUUGGAAUCAUCUUUGACAUCAGAGGAUGUGACUUCAUCUGGGGAUUCAUCAGUAUCUGGCGAGUCUACAGCCUCUGAUGAUGAUCUGUCCUCUUCUUCCUCUGUGACCGAUGGUGCUUCCAUUACUAGUGCUGUUGCUUCUACUAGCGAUGACACUACUACCACUGACAUCGCAUCCACUUCUAGUAGCGAUUCUUCCGCUUUUAGUGAAAGCCUAUCAACUGGUGGAUCUUCUGAUGAUACUAUUACAGAUACAUCAAAGACUGCAACAGGUGAAUAUGGUGAUGAUGAUACCGCCACUUUUACUCGAGAUGAAGGUCUAACAGUGUUCACAGAUGCGUUUGGAAAUAUAGUUACUGGCUCUAUAAUAACUGUUACAACAACGAAUUCAGUUGGAUCUACUGUUACUUUAACUACAACAUAUUGCCCAGCCACAGAAUCUCAAGUUUACACUGGUGUUUUGACUACAGUAAUCGAAGGAGAAGUUCUCGAAACGCCAUUGGUUACUUCAUAUGACUAUAUCACUAUUUAUGACGCUGGUGGCGAGGUUGAAACGAUAAUCACAAGCUAUGUUACUAAAAGAAUCACUGUUGACAACCCAACUACUUCAGUAGAUGCGGUUGGCACAUUUGUUACAGCUUCUGCAGAAGUUUCAAGUCCAAAAGCCGAAACAGAAACUGAGAUAGCUUCAAUUUCAGAUCUUAUAGGAACCGGUACUCCAGUACCACAACCAACACCUGCUGCUGAUUCAGAAGAGACAAGCACUAUUUCCACAACAGUGAUUGUUCCAGCGAUUACAAUUCCUACGUAUUCUGAAUUAACUUCAGUCCCAACUCCAACAGCUGCUGUUGUUUCCUCAUUUGAAGGUGCUGCAUCAAAGAUUCAAGUGCAAGGUUUCUUCUUAGCUAUACUAUCUGUUAUUGUGGCUGUACUAUUCUGAGAAGUUGACACCAGGUUUUAUUACUUUUUCGUUUGUCCUGGUUCAAUUUAACCAGGACCUCUUCAAUUCUCUCCACUAUCUACUCAAUGAGUUUUGGAGUUUUUUCUUCGAACUUGAAAUAUUGAUAGACAGGCUAAGUUCUGCCUAGUAUUGAUAUUUCACAGAACCUUCCAAAGUUGUUCUGUUUUGAUUCGUC